Ornithorhynchus anatinus (platypus) is the source of this 4370-nucleotide messenger RNA. It is a transcript of the gene PAN2, whose product is annotated as poly(A) specific ribonuclease subunit PAN2. Gene Ontology annotation, molecular function: nucleic acid binding; protein binding; poly(A)-specific ribonuclease activity. NCBI's taxonomy places the organism in Eukaryota, Metazoa, Chordata, Mammalia, Monotremata, Ornithorhynchidae. Bases 73 to 3960 code for a protein of 1295 amino acids. The transcript is spliced from 27 exons. Gene Ontology annotation, biological process: mRNA processing; nuclear-transcribed mRNA poly(A) tail shortening. Gene Ontology annotation, cellular component: PAN complex; P-body. The record is from RefSeq and is a predicted model, not a curated record.
GAUCGGAGGGCCCGAGGGGCCGGCGGCCGGGCGUGGGCGUCCAUCCCCAAACCCGGCGGGGAACCGUGGGUGAUGCUCUCCUCGCCGUCUCCCCCCGGCGCCCCCCAGCCGAGGGAUCUCGGGCACCUUCCUCCGCCAAUUGACCGCUUUCUGUCUCCGCGGAGGAUUCUGGGUACCCGAGCCCUCAGGUUCCCCCAGAGGAUUCUGGGCUGCCGGGUAACCGACCCCCCCCCCCUCGAGUUUCCCGCGGAGGAUUCUGGCCGACCCGGAUGUCCGCCCUCGGGCCGCGGGAGCCGUGCCGCUGAAGGGCGCUCCGCCGCCGCCAUGAACUUCGAGGGACUGGAUGCGGGACUGGCCGAGUACACGUCGGGCCUGCACCCGGCCCUGGACCCGGCCCUGGAUCCGGGGCUGGACCCGGCUUUGGGGGCCCACCUGAGCCCCAGCCUGCUGCAGAACGUGGAGCUGGCGGCCGAGGGCGUGCCCCUCGAGGCCCUGCCCGUGCCCGAUUCCGUGCACAUCAUGGAAGGCGUCUACUCGGAGCUGCACAGCGUCGUGGCCGAGGUGGGCGUGCCCGUGUCCGUCUCCCACUUCGACCUGCACGAGGAGAUGCUGUGGGUGGGCACCCACGGGGGCCAUGCCACCUCGUUCUUCGGCCCCGCCUUGGAGCGCUACUCUUCCUUCCGGGUGAACUGCAGUGACGACAUUCGGCAGAUCCAGAGCCUAGAGAGCGGCGUCCUCUUCCUCACCAAGAACAACCUCAAGUGCACGGCCCGGGGUGGGCUGAUCGCCUUUGAUUACCUCAUGGACGAAGGUGAGGACAUGCACAGUCUCCUGCUGACGGACAGCAGUACCCUGCUGGUGGCGGGCCUGCAGAGCCACCUGAUCGAGAUCGACCUCAACACCGUCCAGGAGACCCAGAAGUACCCCCUUGAGGUGCCCGGAGUCACCAUCAUGAGGCAGUCGAACCGCUUCUUCUUCUGUGGCCACACAUCUGGCAAGGUGACUUUGCGGGACCCACGCACCCGCCAAGCGGAGCAUGAGUUGGACGCCUACUCGGGCAGCCUGUCGGACUUCGACGUGCACGGGAACCUGCUGGUGGCCUGCGGCUUCUCCAGCCGGCCUGGCGGCCUGGCCUGCGACCGCUUCCUCAAGGUGUACGACCUGCGCACGCUGCGCUCGGUCACACCCCUGCAGGUGCACGUGGACCCCGCCUUCCUGCGCUUCAUCCCCACCUACACCUCCCGCCUCGCCAUCGUCUCCCAGACCGGCCAGUGCCAAUUCUGUGAGCCCACGGGCCUGGCCAACCCGGCCGACAUCUUCCACGUGAACCCCGUGGGGCCGCCGUUGCUGACGUUCGACGUGUCGGCCAGCAAACAGGCGCUGGCCUUCGGCGACGCGGAGGGCUGCGUGCACCUGUGGGCCGACUCCCCCGAGGCUUCCUUCAACCCCUACUCCCGCGAGACCGAGUUCGCCCUGCCCUGCCUGGUGGACUCCCUGCCGCCCCUCGACUGGAGCCAGGACCUGCUGCCCCUGUCGCUCAUCCCCGUCCCGCUCACCGGGGACGGCCUCCUCUCCGACUGGCCGGCCGACCGCUCGGCCCCCGCGCCCCGGAGGGCACCCCCCGUGGAGGCAGAGAUCCUGCGCACCAUGAAGCAAGUCGGCUUCAUCGGCUACGCGCCCAACCCUCGCAGCCGGCUGCGCAACCAGAUCCCGUAUCGCCUCAAAGAGCUGGACAGUGACUCGGACAGCUUCAGCCAGGUGCCCGAGUCUCCCAUUGGCCGGGAGGAGGAGCCGCACCUCUCCAAGGUGGCCAAAAAAUACCGCAAGGUCACCAUCAAAUACUCGAAACUGGGCCUGGAGGAUUUUGACUUCAAGCACUACAACAAGACGCUGUUCGCUGGCCUGGAGCCCCACAUCCCCAAUGCCUACUGCAACUGCAUGAUCCAGGUGCUGUACUUCCUGGAACCGGUCCGCUGCCUCGUGCAGAACCACCUCUGCCAGAAGGAGUUCUGCCUGGGCUGUGAGCUGGGCUUCCUGUUCCACAUGCUGGACCUGUCCCGUGGGGACCCCUGCCAGGGCAGCAACUUCCUGCGCGCUUUCCGCACCAUCCCCGAGGCGUCGGCGCUGGGCCUCAUCCUGGCCGACUCGGACGAGGCCCCGGGGCGGGGCAGCCUGGCCCGGCUCAUCCAGCGCUGGAACCGCUUCGUGCUCACCCAGCUGCACCAGGACAUGCAGGAGCAGGAGGGUCCGCAGGCCUACCGCGGGGCCGCCGCCAGCAGCUUGGCCUCAUCGGGGGACUCGGUCAUCGGGCAGCUGUUCAGCUGCGAGGUGGAGAACUGCAGCUUGUGUCGCUGUGGCCAGGAGACGGUGCGCGUCUCGUCCACCCUGCUCUUCACGCUGUCUUACCCCGAGGGCGGCGGCGCCGACAAGGCUGGGAAAGACUACGACUUCGCCCAGGUGUUAAAGAGGAGCAUCUGCCUGGAGCAGAGCACGCAGGCCUGGUGUGAGAACUGUGAGAGAUACCAGCCGUCGGUCCAGACCCGGAACAUCCGCCGACUACCCGAUGUCCUGGUCAUCAACUGCGAGGUGAACAGUUCCAAGGAGGCCGAUUUCUGGAAGAUGCAGGCGGAGUUUGCUUUCCAGAAGGCCGUGCGGCGUGGGGGGCGGGGAGGGCAGGGCCUUCCCCAGAGCAAGGAGCGGGCCCUGGCCGACUGGAAGGAGCUGGGGAGCCCGGCUGGGGGGCCGCCGCUUCCUUCCGUGGAGGAGCUGAGGGAUGUCUGGCUGCCCUACUCCCUUCGCAUGCGGCUCAGCAAGGGCAAGGAGCUGGACAUCAGUGACUGGGCACCCCGCGGACAGCGGAGUGAGGCGGAGGCGGAGGCAGAGGAGGGGGUCUGCCUCUACGACCUGAUGGCCACGGUCGUGCAUGUCCUGGACCCCCGCACAGGGGGUAGCCUGGCGGGGCACAUCAAGGUUGGGGAGACCUAUCACCAGCGGAAGGAGGGGGUCACCCACCAGCAGUGGUAUCUCUUCAACGACUUCCUCAUUGAGCCCGUGGACCAGUGUGAGGCGGUGCAGUUUGACAUGAACUGGAAGGUGCCGGCCAUCCUGUACUACGUCAAGAGGAACCUCAACACCAAAUACAACCUGAGCAUCAAGAACCCGAUCGAGGCCAGCGUGCUGCUGGCCGAAGCCUCUCUGGCCCGCAAACAGCGCAAGACCCACGCCACCUUCAUCCCCCUCAUGCUGAGCGAGAUGCCGCAGGCCGGGGACCUGGUGGGGCUGGACGCCGAGUUUGUGACCCUCAACGAGGAGGAGGCCGAGCUGCGGAGCGACGGCACCAAGUCCACCAUCAAGCCGAGCCAGAUGUCCGUGGCCAGGAUCACCUGUGUGCGGGGCCAGGGCCCCAGCGAGGGGAUCCCCUUCAUCGAUGACUACAUCUCCACGCAGGAGCAGGUGGUGGAUUACCUGACGCAGUACUCUGGGAUCAAGCCGGGGGACCUGGAUGCCAAGAUCUCCUCCAAGCACCUGACCACCCUCAAAUCCACUUACCUGAAGCUGCGCUUCCUCAUUGACAGCGGGGUCAAGUUUGUGGGCCAUGGCCUGCAGAAGGAUUUCCGGGUCAUCAACCUCAUGGUGCCCAAAGACCAGGUGCUGGACACGGUCUACCUGUUCCACAUUCCUCGCAAGCGAAUGAUCUCCCUGCGCUUCCUCGCCUGGUACUUCCUGGACCUGAAGAUCCAGAGCGAGACCCACGACAGCAUCGAGGACGCCCGCACGGCCCUGCAGCUGUACCGCAAGUACCUGGAACUGAGCCGCCACGGCCGGGAGCCCGAGGAGUUCCGCAAAGUGCUCAAGGCCCUCUACGAGAAAGGCCGCAAGCUGGACUGGAAGGUGCCCGAGGCCGAGGGCCCGAGCAGCCCCAAGAAUGCGGCCGUCUUCUCCUCGGUGCUGGCGCUGUGACCGCCCCCCCGGCCCUGCCCUUUGCCGGACGUCUCCGGCCCCGCAGCCGAGCGGCUUCCGCCGGCCCCGGCGCGGCCGACGAGGAUCUCUCCUCCUCGGGGUUUGACCCGGUCCCCGGGGCCGGGUGGGGGCAAGGAGCCCAACGGGCCAGCGGGCCCCUCCGGGGGGACUCUCCCCGCCGCUCCGGCACAGAUGGUCGGGGAGGAGCCUGGGGCCCCCGGACCGGCCCAGGCCUCUAACCGGAUGCGAGCGAGCACCGCUCCGUACCCGGGCCAUCCUCGGAGAUGCCAAAAACCGGGAGGGGACGGCUCCGAGGCCCCGGCCGCCCCCUCUCCUCCGCGACACUUUCCCUCCCCGUCUGCCUGUCGGACGUUUUUAUAAGAUUGAAAUAAAGGCGAAAUGCAGCACCA